Messenger RNA from Sparassis crispa, 339 nucleotides. RefSeq lists its product as hypothetical. The coding region runs from base 1 to 339 and encodes 112 amino acids. The record is from RefSeq and is a predicted model, not a curated record. NCBI's taxonomy places the organism in Eukaryota, Fungi, Basidiomycota, Agaricomycetes, Polyporales, Sparassidaceae. The transcript has 3 exons.
AUGGUUAUGGCCGAAUUUGACGAAAGCCUGGAGGAUACCUCUCUCGAGGUAGAGAAAAUUAUAAAAGCCAAUUUCGAAAGUUUGAUUAUCCAGUCCACCGACAUCAGCUUUCCCUUCGCGAAGGGGACGAUGUACCUGGACAACCCCAAGACGGUUUCCUGGCCUACCGUACCAUCGAGUGCCGAAUUGGGCCGGACGUUGCAUCCUACUCCUAUCGGUGCCUCGCACCUGAGCCACUCCCUGGGAAACAAAGAUGGAAGCUCGAAUGGAAGCUUGUCCGUCGCCGAGACAACUUCCUGCACUGCUAAACCUCGGCCCAAAUCAACAAUCAAAUACUAG